This is a messenger RNA of Cygnus olor (mute swan), 2021 nucleotides long. RefSeq names its product glycoprotein integral membrane 1 (gene GINM1). The record is from RefSeq and is a predicted model, not a curated record. NCBI's taxonomy places the organism in Eukaryota, Metazoa, Chordata, Aves, Anseriformes, Anatidae. The transcript is spliced from 8 exons. The coding region runs from base 90 to 1214 and encodes 374 amino acids.
GCCCCUUCUGAGGGGACACCUGACCGGAGGGCCGGCUCCAGCCACCUCCCCUCACCUCAUGCCCGGCUCCUGCCACCUCCCCUCACCCCAUGCCCGGCUCCAGCCGCCUCCCCUCGCCCCAUACCCGGCUCCAGCCGCCUCCCCUCGCCCCACACCGCCCCGUCUCCCAGCCCGUCCCCCCGUCCCCGCCCCGCCGGCGGUGUUUCACUUUGUUUUCGUUCCCGGGUCGCAAGAUGGAGGCGGCGCGGGGCCGGCCCGGGCUGCUGCUGCCGCCGCUGCUGCUGCUGCUGCCGCCGCUGGCCGCCGCGCUGCUGGGCCCGGCCGCCGUUCCGCAGCUGGGCCAGGAAACCAUCAGAGUCAAUGUUAGGAUGUUGAAAAGCAAUGGAGAAUUUCACAAAGGACAGGUUGUUUUUAAUAUCACCUAUGUUAAUGGACAGGUAUAUCUAAAUGAUUUUCCUAUGAAAAGCGGGGUUGCCCACAUAACAUGUCAAACCGUAAUACUGGAGAAUGGAAGCUUGGAUAACCUACCAGAUCAGCAGCGCCUGGCAACUGUCAGCGUUCGCAUCAUGGUUCACGAGUGGCCUUUGGCAUCCAGUUCUGAUUUGCAGCUGAUUGUUAUUCAGGAAGAAGUGACAGAAAUUGAUGGAAGACAGGUGCAGCAGGAAGAAGUAACAGAAAUAGAUAUUUUAGUGAAGGACCUGAAAGUACUUAGACAUUCAAACUACACUGUCCCGUUGAAAGAGAGCAUGCUGUAUUCCAUCCCAAGGGACAACGACAUGCUAUUUACACUUCCCAACCUCUCAGGAAAAGAUAUUCAAGAUCCACUGCAAACCACCAGUCAGUACCUCAUCCGGCAAGCAGAAACUACAGUGGAUGAAGAGACGUUACCUGGCAAGUUACCAGAGACCCCUCUUAGGAUAGAACCUCCAUCUUCUUACAAGGUGAUGUGCCAGUGGGUGGAGGACUUGAGAAAAUGGCUCUGCAGAUUCUGGUUUCGAUCUUUACCCAUCUUCUUUAAUUUGAUGGAAGUCGUUGUGGUUGGAGUCGUGGGAGCAGCUCUCAUUCUGAAAGUCUUAAAGGUGAUUUUCCCUUCCUGUGAAAACAAAGGCAUCCUUCUGCUGGAUCAAGUCAGCUUUGUACCUGUGAUAACCAUCAGCUCGCCUUCGGAUGUUCCAGACAGGAAAAGCAAUUUAGAUGAGAAAGCAUGUACUUAAUGCUGCGUUGACUUUGAAGUUUGUUUUGUUUUGUUUUAAUUAAUGAAUUUUUAGUUGACUUGAAAUUUGGCACUUGAUCUUAAUCCCUUCUUUCCUACAAAGAAAACUUAAGACAGUUGAUUAUUUGGUAAAGGGACACAGGCUGAGGCCCAAAGCUGAUUUCCCUGUGCCUCUCCAUAAACGUACAGCCUUUUUCAGAAGCUUCAAAAUAAAACAGCUUUCUACCCUGAGGGUUACCAUUGGUUUUAACUUCUGUGAAGUCACUUCUCGCGGCUCAAGUCAGGAUGCUGGCUGCCUUCACACCCCUAGAUCAACCAGUUCAGCUGUCCUAAGUAGUGAGAUGAUGAAAUUCAGGGUGUCCUGAAGUCUCCAGAUAGCGUUUUUCAGGAAAGGACAGAGGAGUAUCACAAACAUGACACGUGCCUGCAAGCUGAAACAAAGCUGCCCAACCUGGGUUCGUAUCUCAUAGGGUUGAGUGUGCCUUGCAAGGGAAGUAUCACCACCAAGCGUUUGUGUUGCUCAAGUACUUUGACAUAUAUGCAAAACAAAGCUUAAAAAGGCAGAUUUGUAUUUCAAGCACUUUAUACUUUUAUGGCCCCUUAUGCUCAUGAAAAUCGUUAGCACUUGUAAACUUGUAACGUGGCUUGUUCACAACGUGCUUUUUGUAUUAGUGACAGCAGUACUACGUGACAGCUCAACACCCCCCCCAAAAAUGUACAAAAGUACUGGCUUACUAAGUAGGCUCAGUCUUCCCAUACUGAUUUGUACUGUUAACAUUUUUCAAAUAAACAUUUAAAUUGUUUAUUA